Symbiodinium sp. CCMP2456 is the source of this 177-nucleotide messenger RNA. Lineage: Eukaryota; Dinophyceae; Suessiales; Symbiodiniaceae. The record is from the annotation of a GenBank genome assembly.
GUGGAGGAACAAAUGCGCAGCUUGGCUUACGGAUCGGAGACGCUGCGGCCGCCAACGUCACAAAGGAUUCUAGAUGAGGUCCUUGCCAGGGUAGAGCCACCGGUAAGCGCGUUCGCCGAGUCCCUGGAGGAGAGCAACGGCAACGCUGUCGCCGCUGCGAGUCUGACCAUGAUCCAG